AUGAUAAUAAAAAAAGAUGAAGAAAUAGACAGAUUCUUAUCAUCAUUUACAAAUAAUGUUCAAAAGGAACUUCAGUCUAUAAUACACGAUGACCAAAGAUUUUAUGAAUGCAACGUUUGCGGAAAUUUUGCACACCAAAAUAAAGAAGUAUUUUAUGACCACAUUAGAGAACAUGAAAAUAAAAAGUUCAAAUGUCCUAUAUGUAAAGAUCAGUUCACUACUUUUAGACAAGCGUACGAGCAUCAGUUUAGUCAUAAAAAACAGAAACCGUUUGAAUGUGAUAUCUGCCAAGAAACAUUCCAUACUUCCUAUGCGGAGAAAAGACACAAGAAAACUCACUAUGAUUGGCUACAAAGAGAUGAAAGGCUAGACUGUAAGAUAUGUAAAAAGAACUAUGCAAAUUAUUUUGAUUUAUACGAACACAAUUCCUUGCAUCACAACUGGCAUCGUAUGCAACUGCCUGUUCUGUGUGACAUUUGUGGAAAAGAUUUUCCAUCGAAAAGGACCUUGAAGAAGCACAAAAAGAGUGAUACACACUUAAAAGAUGGUGCAUUUCUUUGUCAAGUAUGCUCAGAAAAGUUCAAGACUGAACAAGAUCUACAAGAGCAUCAAUCUGUGCAUGCAGGAGAGGAGAGAUUUAAAUGCAGUCACUGUGGGAAAAAGUUUCCUAAUUUCUCUGCUGCGAAGUAUGAAUUUGUAGAUACGGCAAUGAUAACAGAAGAUGACAUAGAUGUGAUUAUACAAACAGAAGAGAAACCAAAAAAACCAAAGCGCAAAAGAGGCAUGAGAGACAUCCUCGCUAAAAUGACUCCAGAAGAGUAUGAAAAAUAUCUCAUCCAGCCUGCCGACUCUGAUGUACCACUAAAUUGUGACAAAUGCUUCAUUACUUUUAAAAAUAACGUUGAAAAGGGCCUCCAUUCUAUAAAACACAAUGAAAAAGGAUUCUAUGAAUGCCACGUUUGUGAAGAUUUUGUACACCAGACCAAACAAGCAUUUGAUAUCCAUAUCAGGGACCAUGAAGGUAUCAAAAAGUACAAGUGUCCAAUUUGCGAAAGACAGUUUACUACGAUAAGGCCUGCAUACGAACACCAGUAUUCACACAAGGAUGAAAAGCCUUUCGAGUGCGAUAUUUGUCAUAGAAAAUUCCCAUCAUCGCAUUCAGCGAAGAAUCACAAAAACAUUGCUCACUACGAAAUGCUAAAUGGGCAAAAAUACGAAAAAUAUGAUUGUAAAAUAUGCAACAUUCAUUACGCUGGCCAUGCUGGUUUGGCUAACCAUAACUUCAAGUUCCACAAAGAUCUGUGCAGGCUUAAACCAGCAUUAUGUGAUAUAUGCGGGAAAGAGUUUAUAACUAAGUAUACUUUGAAGAAACAUAAGGCCUCUCAUUCGGAGGAGAUGCCUUUUGCCUGCGAUCUGUGCCCGAAAAAGUUCGCGCGUCCAGCAGGACUUAAGCAACAUCAAAAAAAGAAAAAGAAAUCUUCGACGAAGGUAAAAGUAGAAAAGAAUAAAGACAAGACAUCCAAGCCUAACAAGACUAACAAAAAGAACGGUACUACUAGAAUCUAUACGAAACGACCAAGGUAUAAAACCAAAGUUAAAGAUGAACCGCUGACGUGUACAAUAUGCCAAACAAUAUUUAAGAAUAAUUUAGAGUUCGCCUUACAUUCCAAAGAUCAUAGCAAAGAUGGCAACUACACUUGUCACCUUUGCGAUUAUUCUUAUAACUUUAAGUACCCUUUUACCGAACACAUGCGAGAGCACGAUGGUGUUCUUAAGUUUAAGUGUAAAGGAUGUACCAAGGUCUUUAAGUACGCCAAGGAUGCUUUAGAACACGGCAAUUUGCACACAGGGGAGAAGCCUUUUACCUGUGAGGAAUGUGGCCUUGGUUUCCCUCUAUCCAAAAGCCUGGUGACGCAUAUAAAGAAAAAACACAGCAAAACUAUCAAAGAGGAAUCAACGCAGAGCUGUGUGAUUUGUGCCAAAGAAUACAAAAGCCACUCAGGGUUGGUACGGCAUUACUCGGCUAGCCACAAAGAACUUGGUUAUGAUUAUUCAGUAGUUUGUGACAUAUGCGGAAAAACAUUGUCCACGAGGAACAAGCUGAAGUACCACAGAAGGUCGCAUACAGGUUUCAAACCAUACGAAUGUAAGAUUUGCCACAAAAGCUUUUCUGUAAAAGCUAGAUUGGAUGGUCAUAUAAGAGUCCAUACGGGGGAGAAACCAUAUGUUUGCAAAUAUUGUGACAAAAAGUUUGCUCAUGCUGCACCUUUUCGAUACCACGUAAAGACCCAUACUGGUGAGAGGUCCCAUUUCUGUCUUAACUGCAAAAAAGGUUUCAUUUCUUUGAGUAAUAUGAAGAUUCAUAUGAAGAGUUGUCAUACGAGUGAAGCAAAUGUUAAGAGCGAACCGUUUGAGUUGGCUCGGGUAUGA
Messenger RNA from Diabrotica virgifera virgifera (western corn rootworm), 2430 nucleotides. RefSeq names its product oocyte zinc finger protein XlCOF6-like. Gene Ontology annotation, biological process: regulation of transcription by RNA polymerase II. Gene Ontology annotation, molecular function: RNA polymerase II transcription regulatory region sequence-specific DNA binding; DNA-binding transcription factor activity, RNA polymerase II-specific. Gene Ontology annotation, cellular component: nucleus. Lineage: Eukaryota; Metazoa; Arthropoda; Insecta; Coleoptera; Chrysomelidae. The coding region runs from base 1 to 2430 and encodes 809 amino acids. The transcript is spliced from 3 exons. The record is from RefSeq and is a predicted model, not a curated record.